UGGAAAUUCUUUUCUUUGUAGUGCUACUAUUUGCAACUGUGUUGUAACGCAUAGUAUAGGAAAAUUCAUGAAUACAAUCAGGAUGGAAAGCUUGGGUUAUUUAAAUUUUGUAAGAUAUGUGAAAACGCUAAUGUAGAAGGAAAAGAUGGUAUAUCAUAAAAGGAUACAUAGUGGAGAGAAACGCUACAAAUGUAAUCUGUGUGGUGAAGCUUUUGAAUGUCGCAGAUAUCUCCAUAUACAUAAAAAAACACAUACUGCAGAGAAACAGUAUGAAUGUAACCAGUGUAGUAAAGCCUUUACAAAUCACAGUAGUCUCCAAAUACAUAAAAGAACACAUACCGGAGAGAAGCCCUAUGACUGUAAUCAAUGUAGUAAAGCUUUUGCACGUCACAACAGUCUCCAAAUACAUAAAAGAAUACAUACUGGAGAGAAACCCUAUGAUUAUAAGCAAUGUGGUAAAGCCUUCUCCUGUCAUGGUAAUCUCCAAAGACAUAAAAGAGUACAUACUGGAGAGAAACCCUACAAAUGUAACCAAUGUGGUAAAGCCUUUUCACACCCCAGUGCUCUCCAAAAACAUAAAAGAACACAUACGGGAGAGAAACCCUAUGAAUGUAGCCAGUGUGGUAAAGCCUUUGCACAUAAGAUUUCUCUCCAUCAACAUAAACGAAUACAUACUUGAAAGAAGCCCUGGGAAUGGACCUAAUGUGGUAAGUAAAGCCUUUGCAUGUCACAGUCAUCUUUACACUCAUGAAAGAGUCCAUCCUGAAGAGAAACUGCAGAAAUGUUUUUAAUACGGUGACGCCUUUUCUCAUCAUCAUGAAGAAAUUCAUACUGGAGAGAAACCUUAUGAAUAUAUUUAGGAUAGUGAUGCCUUUGCACGUUUCUGCAGUGUUCAUCAUCUGAAAGUAUUUAUGGUGGAGAGAAAUUUGAUGAAUGUAAACAAUGUGGUAAAGCCUUUGGGAUUGCUUCUGAGAUCGAAUACAACUGUAACACCAGGUCAAUGGAAAUGACAAGAAUUCGUUGUAAUCAAGCUGCUAGUGAUCAUUCAGGGCCACAAAAUAUAUUCAUAGACACCUGUGGCACGUUACAGCUGCCUCUUCCACCAAUUAGGAUUUAGGGAAUUGGACUUUCUUUUUGUAGUUGAUCUAUGUCAACUGAUACAGAAUAUAGGUUUUGCAGCCUAACCCCCCAUAACCACUUGUUCUUUUGUGAAUACCAAAUGGCAUGAUGCUUUAGGGAACAAAAUAUGAAUAAAGGAAGCUGGUCAGUUAGUGGAAAGCCUCCAGCACCACUAAAGCCUAGGAGCUUGAACUCAGUUUUCCCUUAUGACUCAAUGGAGGAAGUAACAAAAAGGUAGUAGUUAGGACACGUUUCUUUUGCUUUCUCCUAACAUUUGCAUACCAAAUUUAUCUUCAAAUACAUAAAAGAACACAUCCUGUAGAUAAAUCCUAUGCAUAAGCAAUAUGAUAAUGUCUUUUCAUGGAGCGCUAGUCUUAAAACUCAUGCGAAAAUCUUUCUUCAGAGAAACCCAUCAAUUUAUCUAGUUUGGAAAUGAUACUUAAUGGUAUCAUUAAAACCUUUGGUGUUUAAAGAAUCUGUUAAAGGGUUUGCACAUCACAUACUCAGUUACACAAGAUUAUUCUGGAGAAAAAAAAAGCAAAAAGUAUCAAUGAUCUAUUCAAACAUUAUGAUGUCCAUCUUUAUUUUGUUUGAGCUUGCAAAAUAAUAUCGGAAAAGCUUAAUGAAUUUAAACAUGGUGACCCUUUUAGAUUUUACAAUUUUCUUUCAUUACAUCAAAUAACUCAUCCAAGUGUCAAAAUUUAUGGGGGUAUAGUAGUACCUUUGCUGUUGUUUUGGUUUAUGUAUCCAGAAGGAUGUGGGAUCCCCAUGAAAGUUGCAAUUCAGCAAGUGUCACUCAUGGCUGCUUAAGCUGGGGAGAUAAGGGCCCACAUCCUCAACCAGCAGCACUUAGCAGAGAGUGUGCACUGGAAAAGGUAUAUAGCAGUAAACUCUCAAGCCCACCUUAAGUGACAUAUUUCCUCUAGCAGGGCACAAUUUCCUAAAUUGUCCCAAAUGAUAACUCUACCUGAAAAGCAUUUGUUGUUAUGACUGCAAGCCUACAUGCUUGUUCUCUGUGACAUCAACCAAUUCAUGAUGAGGAAAAUCUCUGUAGGUGUCCCCACAGAUGAAUUUCAGGAAUAAAUGCUUACACAAGAAAAACUUUGAUGGAUAAACUUUUGUUUCACAAAUUGUUUUACUUUGAUUAUGUACUGUCAGCAUAUCUUUGUGAAUAUGAGUACAGGCUGGUUCCGAAGAAAAUUGAACCCAUGAUUGUUCUUGUAGUGGUAAUUACAGAAAGUAGUCAAAAACCUGACACUGUUACCAUGAAUGAACUUGUCUUAGCUGCACAUCAAUCUUUCUAGCCCUGUUAAUGUUUUGAAGGUUGGCUACAUCAUCUUGAUGUCAGGAAGUGGGAAAGAAGAUCAAAACCAUACUCAUAUAAGUGAUUUGAUAAAGACUUUAGAUAUCGUAGUUAAAUUCAGUCCAAGAAAGAGUCUUGUUCAAUCUGUUUUUCAUCACAGCCUUGAAGGAAGUAAAUUAUUUACCAUGUUCACUCGAGUAUAAUGGAAGAAGUCAUCAGUUGUGGUUGUUGCUUGUAUUUUGAAACAUUUGGAGUAGGUAUUGAAGUUUGCUGUAUGUGUGGCCUAUCAAUUUUGAGAAGUUAGUUAGGCUUUUCUUGUCCUGUGGCUGCUGUUCAUCGUCUUUUGUGAUUUUACUUGGAGAUAGGUAUUUUUCUGCUGCAGUGUAUAGAGUGGGAUGCUUGUUGCCUAAGUGGUCUGUUGUUUAUGUAAAUGUCAGGCACUAUGUGAUCAUACUUUACAAGUAUGGGUGCCUGGGAAUGGUGGGGAUGGUUGUUCCUUGUUUUGUUUUACACAUUUUCACAAAUUUGUUUUAAACGUUGCCCACCUGAGUUGAAUGUCAAUCAUUAGUCAAGGCAACAUUUUUAAUUCUUUGUUGUCAUGUGUCCGCCUCCUGAGUACAAGCCCAAGAGUAGAAGAUGUACACCCAUUAUCGGCACAUUAAACAGUGAAAAUGUUGAAAUGCUAAAUAGAAGAGAAUAUAAAUGUAUGUGUAUUCAAGGCACCAUUUCCAUGUAUCUGGUAGAGAUGUAAUGAAAUAGGACAUUCAGCAGUCAACUGUAGAUCUCACAAUGUAGCUUGUUUGGUUUGUAUAUGUAUAUAUUAUUUGCUGUUCCAUGCUUCUUCAUGUUCCCUCAGUUAACAUUUGGCACUUCAUUUUGAAGUACUAUUAAGGGAAUAAUUUAGUGUUGAUAGGUAAUGUUACAGCAAUGAGAUUUAUCUCAAAUAUUUUAGAUCAAUAGUAGAAAGAGAGAGAUAAUCUAAUGUGCUUAUAUGAUUUUAGGCCAUGACACAUGUGAAGAAUGGGAGACAAGUCUGUGGUAUCUACUUUGGUUAUAUUAUUAUUAAGGUCAGGUUAUGAAGUUAGGACAUGACAUAUAUGGAAAGACUGGGAGAAAGCUGUGUGGUGUCCACUUUGGCUAUCUUGAUAGGAUUUUGAAAGUCAGGGUACCAAGUUUGCACACCAUAGACAUUUCCCUCUUAGCCAUCCUAUUGAGGAUCAAAUAAAAAUAGUUGAAACAUUACACCAGUACAAUAUUGUCUUCUUUUCAGGUUGUGAACAUAUUGUCAUUCAAGAAUGGAGAAUUACAGGAUGAUUUGUGUAAUAAAUCCUAUUUGCAAAUAGAAAUGAUAUGCUGCUAUGUUUUACUGUUAGUUUCUUCUUAGGAGUAAAUACUUGUUCAUAACACUUUCUCAUAAUCACAAAUGAAUGCCAGAAAAUUGUCUAGUGGGUAAGACAAGCCCUGAGUAAAGUUGGUUGCUGCUAAGACUGAUUACCUGAGUUCAUCUCUGGGAGACCCAUAUUUCUCCUCUGCCGGAGCCAGCCGGGUAGAGUCGAACGGUUCUUGAGUUGGGUGUGAGGAUUAAAAUUAAUAAAAUAAACACACAGCACACAGAAAACUUUUUAAAGGUCCAGACUCGACAACUUUUGCAAAAGGCAAACUGCUGCAGUAAGCAGCAAGUCUCAAGACUCUGCCUCCUCCUCUGCCUCCAACCUUCUGACCUAGCUCCUCCCCUCUUUCCUGUCCUCCAGCUCCUCCCAUAGCACAACAUUGUAUCUAGUUGCUUUAGUUGUGUCCUGUUUACACAAGAGUUGAGACAGGAUGCUUAGAGCAUUAUCUUCAGCCUUCUUCUGCAGUAACUGUCAGCCUGUCUUUUUAUUGUAGAGUUUCUAAGCCAGAGUAGAAACAUCUCAGAACAAUGGUUAAUUUGCACAAGGAGCCUGAGGAAGAGGUGUAACCCUCACAAGCUAUCCCACCUGUUGUCACAAACAAAAGGAGAUGGACUUGCAAGUUCUCCUCUGCCAUUAGAGAAGAUCCAGUAAAAGCAGUCUCUCCACUGAGAUUUAAAUAUCAAAGCAGGCCGCUGAGUCACGGCUCCCGACACUCCUCCAAUUUUUUCUUAUUUGUAUAAGUGGGCUGUGGUAUAUGCACACUCACAAACAAGCCCAUACAUACUAUAUAAGCCCAAACAAGUGCCAGUGAGGUCGCUUGAACCAAACGACUCCUUGGGUUUCAUAUGUAGAACACACAUAGGGGAAGUAGAUACUAGACAGCAAUAAGCUAUCCUGUCACUGCCCCAUGCACACCAUGGUACUGUUGUGUACACACAAACAGAGUUCACACAUUUUUUAUGGAUGAAAGGAAGAAAUUGAAAUAACCUAAUUAUUGAGACCACACCAAAAGAUUUGCCAGUUAAAUUAUUAUUGUAGAAUUUCCAGAAGUAUUACUCUUCAUCCAAACAAGGAUGGAUUCUUUUUAAAUCUUAUUUUAUUUUUUCAUUCCAUGAUUGAAAAAUAGGUUAUUUCAAAAACAUCUCAGCUGGACUCAGAGAGAGAGAGAGAGCCAUGAGCGUGAGGGUUCACACGACCUAGCAGGCAGGUAAAGCCAAGCCAGAGACAUGAGAUAGAUCUUCCUGGGCCUAUAACUGGCCUGCUUGUCAGAUAGCAACAACUAAGACAGUCUUCAGUCCUGAUUCAUUUUUCUGAAUCCCGAGCCAGGGCAAGAGAGUCUUGUGAACUGUGGCCAAUCAGGGAAUCCCAGGAGAGACAGUACAAGUGCACACUGGCUCCAGCCAUGGGUGAUGAUAGUUAAGAAUGUGAAUCUCAUGAUGUGAAGUUGAUUUCCAAGAAGCCAGAAGAAUAUAAAGUGGAAAUUUUGUAUCUUUGCCACUGAAGGAAACCUAUCAGCUUAUGAUUAGGCUGACAGCCUGAGCAAACUCCCUGCCCUCCCUGCCUGGGUGAUGAACAAACCAGUGCAGGUACUGUGAACCAGGUAUUGGAACCAGGACUUACACACAUUGUCCAGUAAUAUUCACCUGGCAGAGGAGAAUACUGAGUCCCAGAGAGGCUUGGUACCUUGCUCUUUUGGACAGAGCAUGAUUGUUUGGGACACUGUUUAAAUUCCAAACCAACUCUUUGACCCCAAUGUGAUGACCAUUGUGGUAACACAGUUGGACCUUUGUAGUCUCCGUGGUUAACUUCAGAACUCUCUCUGCCCUUCCUUUCUGUACUGAGUUCUGCUGGUUCUGAUGGACAUGUUCUGUGGUCAGUGCUCAUUUCCAACUUCUACCCAUCCUAUCUCAUCUAGGCUCCUCAAGCCUGUCUGUGUCACAUCAGCAGGGAAGCCCGGCCGAAGCAAUGCCUGCAGGCCGAAUUUCCUGAAGUGACACCACUGAGCUCUUUCUCAGGAAGGUCACAUAAGGUGAAAAUAGACAUUGUCCCUGCCUCGUUAUAUAUUGAACUGAAAGCAAAAUAACCUACCCUUACCCAAAAAAAACAAGGCUCUCUAGCUGGUGAAUGAAUCUUUCUGCCAGCUUCAUCACUGAUCUGAAAUAUGCCUUCACUUUUAGUUACUAAACUUAAACACGUACCUUAAAAAUUCCUGACUGAUGCUGUGCACACUGUGCCUUAGUGACACUGAGGAAAUAGAUUGCCUUUCAUCACAGCUUCUCUGGAAGGAUAGCAUGUCAUUGCCUGUGCUCUAAAGGUGCUCAGAGGCUCUACUCAGCACCAGGAGGACAGUAUGUGGAUGACAAUGAAAUGCGUUUUUUUCUAUUAUACAGGUACAGACACCACCCCAAACAGCCAACAUUAUCUAAGGACUGUACAGGAGGAUCCCACUUUGAGGGUUACCCAGUGGGUAGAUACUGCUGAAUCCUUGCCCAACAUAGAAACUGCUUGCAUUUUGACAGUACAGAAAGGUAACCUA
Meriones unguiculatus (Mongolian gerbil) is the source of this 6349-nucleotide messenger RNA. RefSeq names its product zinc finger protein 431-like. The coding region runs from base 146 to 679 and encodes 177 amino acids. Gene Ontology annotation, molecular function: RNA polymerase II cis-regulatory region sequence-specific DNA binding; DNA-binding transcription factor activity. The transcript has a single exon. The record is from RefSeq and is a predicted model, not a curated record. NCBI's taxonomy places the organism in Eukaryota, Metazoa, Chordata, Mammalia, Rodentia, Muridae. Gene Ontology annotation, biological process: regulation of transcription by RNA polymerase II.